This is a messenger RNA of Dendronephthya gigantea, 3070 nucleotides long. Its product is annotated as coiled-coil domain-containing protein 170-like. The coding region runs from base 140 to 2623 and encodes 827 amino acids. NCBI's taxonomy places the organism in Eukaryota, Metazoa, Cnidaria, Anthozoa, Malacalcyonacea, Nephtheidae. The transcript has 17 exons. The record is from RefSeq and is a predicted model, not a curated record.
UGCGAUACGAUUGCCUUGGAUACGGACGCUAUAACAUCAAAAUAGUAAUUUAAAUACGGUAGAUUUUAGGCGAAAUUUGAGAAGACAGGUGAACUUGUGAUAUAGACCGUGUUUAAAAGCAUUCGUAGCUCCUUUAUCCAUGGAUUAUUUUCCGAAUAUUAAACCAAAACGCAAGGGUAAAUCUUCACUCAAGUACCUCGGCGAUUCAGAUGUUAUUCUUGAUUCGGAAGGCAGUGAAAUUCGAGGUGAGAUGCACAGGUCUUUGCGUUCAACAAUGAAUGGCCAUCGACGUCCUUUGAGCGCCGAGAGUUCCAACUGCAGUUCAGUGGAUUUCAGACGUUCCGAGACUGAUCUGAAGUUUCUCAAGGAACCUAUCAUACGGCCAGUAAGAGAGGAAGCCGGUAGAUUUCGAAAUAGUACCGGUGAAUUUCCACGCGGUAGCAAGACAGAGAAACUUCAUAAUUUUCUCAAAGAUCUGGAGUCUCAGCCCGAAGAAGACAAUGUUCAAAUUUUGCGAGAAAAACUAAAUCGUUUGCAGCAAGACAAAGAAGCGCUAACAUUACAGUUAACUCACUACAGAGAAAAGGCAGAAAUGGCAUCGACUGAUUUGGCGGGUGAGAAGAUAAGAACGUCGACACUUCAAGACGAGGGGAGAGUUUGUCAAAUGAAAGUUUCAGAGAGAGAACAGAAAAUAACUGAUCUAAAGUGCGAGAUUGAAACUCAAAAACAAAAUGGCGCGAGGCAGACUGCGCUCAUCCAGUCGUUACGUCAUCGCCUUCAAGAAGCUGAAGAGGCGAUCGACGCCAAAGAGAAUGCCGCUUCACGAGGUGACGUCACCAUUGCGUCAUUGAAGAAGGAAAUGCAAGCUCAGCAAGAUCGACUGCAGCAAGCGGAAACAUCAUUGAAGCGAAGAUUGAAUGAAGAAGAGAACGCUGCCAAAAAGGCGCUCUCGUGGAAAUCCAAGUAUCAAGAACUGCGGGAUCAACUUAGCGCGACGCUUCGUGUUGAUCUAUCAGAAAGUAACUCUGAGUCAAUAGCUCUUCUUAUGAAGAAGGUGAACGACUUAGUUCGAGACAGACAAUCACUGAAGGAAAAGACGAAAAGUUUGUCCAAUAAUCUGCAAGAAAAUGAUAUGGAAUCUAAAGCGAGCAGAGAGACCAUCAUGCGCCUGGUCGCGGAGGUUGGUGACGAGAAAAAGCAGGCGGAGAAACAUCAGCAGUUGAUAGUAGAUUUAACACGGGAUAAAGACACCUUGGAGCAGAAAGUCCGGGAACUUGAAAUUGAUCUGGAGAACUCAAGGAAUAAAAUGAAGACAAGCCAAGAAGCCUGGGCUCUAACCCGGGACAAUUUGCACGACAGAGAGGAAAGAUUGAAUUCCCUGGAACAGUCGCUGGAAACUACGAAGUACUCUGAGCAGUCCGCACAGACUAAGCUCUCGAAAUUUCUCGGCCACCUGUCGGAGAUAAUAAGAUGCGAAGAAUCGGAAGCUGACGUUUUACAUCAUGUGAAACGUUUGUCGAAAGGCUCUCGCGAUGUGAACGCAAAAGUAGAAAGCCUGCAGAUUAAACUCCGCAAUGCGAUGGAGGAGUUGGAAGGACAGCAGAAUAUCUGCAGAACAACAUUGAGAAGAGCUGUUGAGGCCGAGAGUCAAAUCAAAGAUAUGAAGGAAAGAAGUUCAGGACUCGAAGGAGAGUUGUUUUCAUCAGAUGUUGAACGCGACCAGCUCAGAGAGGACAGAAGAAAGUACAUGAUAUUCUGCGAGAAUUUGGCGCAAACGAUGAAAUUAGAUGAGAUUGCUCAGGAUGCUGGCCUUGACGUGAAUGGCGAAGCUUUACUGGCCAGAGCCAAACAGUUGGUGAAACUCGAGAGUGAAGCUCUGAAUGACCGAAGCAGUGCGAUCUACAACCUGCAGCGAAAGCUAAAAUGGUUCAAACAACAAGCGCAGAGCAAAGACUUGCAGCUUGGUUUGCUGCAGAAAAAGAUAUCCAGUUUGGAGGACACGGCCAGGGACAAAAGCCGCGUCGAAGUGGAACGUGACGAGUCUUCCGUCAAAUUCAAGAAGCUUCAAAAGCAGUGCGAUAAAUAUCGCGGGGAGUUAUUGCAUAAUCAGCAACUCGUUACGGAUCUCAAAGCACAACUCUUGGAAACGAGCGAACUAAAGCGAGAAAACAUGGAACAAAGCCAGAAAUUGGACGAUCUUGAGCGCCUAGUAAGCAAGCUCGCAAAAAGCAAAGAAAGAACCACUAGGCAACUGCACGGAAUGAAACGUGAUCUUCACCACAACGAAACUGAGGCGAAGGAGGAGAAAGCAAAGACCAGCAGCAGUAUGACACAACUCAUGGUCGAACUGAACAGCAUCAAGGAAACUUUGCAAGAGACACGGUCUAGAGAGAAACAGCUUCUCGACUUCAGACAAGUGCUAGCGAAGUUAUUGGGUCUGGAUGUGAACAGCCUUGCAGUACCAGAUUUUGAGAUCAUCUCUCGUCUGGAGCGUCUCGUGCAGGCACAUCACGCACACACCGUCACGACGCACAGCCUGGAAACUAGUCUCCAGGACAUGGACUCGCGCUACAGAGCUGGAUACGAGGAUGCCAUGGCCAUAUUGAAAAAUCCAAGAACUUAAACCAUUUUGAAUGUUAGAAACAAACUGGGAAGGUUUCCAAAGAUAAAAAUAUAAAAUAUACGUAUGUACUGUUAAAAAUGCACGUUUUAUCGCGUUUUACAAAGCAACAGACCAUAAAUGGUUAUCAAUUCUUGAGAUAAAUGCAUGUUUACACAUUAGGAAUCUAGAAAAUUAAUUGAACUACAUAUUCGCAAAUAAAGGAGGGGAUCGGAUUAAGUUUCCAACCUUACGUGCGGGCAGACCGCUGUUUGUUGUAAGAUAUUCAUGGGAAACUAGGGAUAUAUAUGACAUGAACAGUGAUGAAUAGCUACGUUUGUCUUCGUUUUGCCACAAUCAAACGGUACAAUUAGCUGUAUACGAUCGUCUUUUAAGGCGGUUUUCCACUAGCGAUAUAUUUUUCGCGCGAAGCGACUUUAUUCCUUUGUAUUUGAGCAAUUUGUUCCAGAU